CCCUUGAGUUAAAUGUUCUCUUUUUAGCAAAUGGAAAUGGAAUGUACUUUUCUCGAUCUUUCUCGUACUCGCUGUCGUAAUAAGCAAUCACACACCCAAACAAAAUUUAAAUGUCACUUGCCAUUUGCUUUGUAGAUCGAAAACUUUUCCCAUAAUUAUAAAACAAAUAUUCGUGUGAUUAGUUUUAAAUGUUCAUGUUGUGUAUAGUUUUCGCCAGUGUUAUUAGAGCAAAAGAUGUGUAAAAGUCUUUUCGUUUCGCGUUAUUAUCAACAUAAGAAGUUUGUUUUUAAAUGGUGUGUGGAAGUCGGAUAGAAUAGGAGGUACCCAUGUCACUCAAUUUUUAGUAUUUGUGAUUGGUCCCUGAAUAUGAACAGGAAUCUUCGCCCCAGUAGUAAAGUAGGUACUCAAGAAUUCAACUCGAACUACCGUGCAAAGCAGUACGAUGGUAAAAUAGCUGGCCUAUAUGACUUGGAGGAGACGCUCGGCAGAGGGCACUUCGCCGUAGUGAAACUCGCCCGCCAUGUCUUUACCGGAGAAAAAGUCGCUGUGAAGGUAAUAGACAAAAGUAAACUGGAUGAAGUUUCUAAGGCGCACCUGUUUCAAGAGGUCCGCUGUAUGAAAUUAGUCCAGCACCCGAACGUCGUUCGGUUGUACGAGGUCAUAGAUACAGCGACCAAACUUUAUUUAGUACUGGAGUUGGGCGAUGGGGGCGACCUCUAUGAAUAUAUCAUGCGUCAUGAGACUGGACUUCCUGAAAAAGUUGCCAAAGAGUACUUUAGUCAAAUUGUAAGGGCGAUAUCAUAUUGUCAUCAGUUGCACGUUGUACAUAGGGACCUGAAGCCUGAAAAUGUAGUAUUUUUCAAGAAACAGGGCAUUGUCAAGUUGACAGAUUUCGGUUUUAGCAAUAAGUUUUAUCCCGGUCAAAAGUUAGAAACCUCAUGUGGUAGUUUAGCCUAUUCAGCACCUGAAAUACUUUUAGGAGAUUCAUAUGAUGCACCAGCUGUCGAUGUUUGGUCGUUAGGCGUAAUUCUGUAUAUGUUAGUGUGUGGUCAUCCUCCAUUCCAAGAAGCCAAUGACUCUGAAACCCUUACAAUGAUCAUGGACUGCAAAUAUGAUAUUCCCCUGCAUGUAUCACAAAAUUGCCGGAACUUGAUAUCUAGGAUGCUGUUGAGAAAUCCAGAAAAACGGGCAACGUUGAGCGAAAUUUCGAAGCAUCCUUGGCUCAGUAGUAGUAAAACCGUAACCGUAGACUCAGUACCUUUAGUUUCUAGAGAACAACUUUCGGACGAGGACCAUAAUCUUAUUGUUCAAAAAAUAGUUAAUGGAAACGUUGCCACCAAGGAAGAAAUUCAAGAAUCUCUCGAUAAAAACGAAUACAACCAUAUAACAGCUACUUACUUUCUUCUUGCCGAGAGAAAAUUGCGAUGUAAGAGACAAGAGCAGGCAGCUAAGAACAAGAGGCCUGAAGAAUUAGCAGUAUUUCAAAACACCCAGGACGCCAAGAAAGACGCGUCGAUUAGUAUAAAGCCAAAUUUGUUGAAUGUUCCUCGCACCCCCGGAGACUUGCCACAGCGUUCUCGAAAGUGCAGUAUAGUCCAAGAAGACGAAGAAGAAGAGGACAUCUCUUCGUGCGCCGGUCGCGAAGACUUGGCCCCCACCCUCAAUCGCCGAGGCUCCCGUUCCGAAGGCCGUUUGAAUUUGACGUUGCAAGAACGGUUAGCGGAAUCCGAAAAGAGGAAGCCUAUCGAGCUGAAGUACCCAGUCAGUGCCAAAAAGUCGUCGACGACGUGUAACAAAAGCCAAAGAUCAGAUAACAAGUUGCCGUUGGGGACACUCAAAACCGUCGCCCAGCCGCAACCCCCAGUGAUAUCUAUAUUCGCAUCCGGAGAGGAGUGCAACAAGGUUGCUGAUGCCGGCUCUGGAGCGGUGAUACCAGAAGUUGACAAAAAUGGUUCCCGCCAUACAAUCGUCACCUGCAAUCCUCAAUCGUACGAGAGAAGAAGAGCUAAGUUUCAUAAAACCCGAACAGCCUCAUGCAGUUCAUCGGACGCCAGUGACGACGACAGUGAAAAACGCAAGAAACGUGCUCAAAAACUCAACACACCUUCUAAAUCUAUAGAGACAAGAAGGGACAGCCACGACGACAGUAGUGAUUCACAGGAACCUGGCACUGGAGCAGGAUCGAGCGGAUUUACGAAUUUGACUAAUAACAGUGUCAAUUUUGAAUCAAGUUCAAAUAACAAUGAAACGAAAGACAAAAAAGAAAAAAACGGAACUUGCAAUGACAAAAACGAAAGGACACACACAAAUUCUACUUUUGAACGUAAUCACAGAAUUUGCCGAAAGAAGGGGAAUAAAACACGACUGCGAGAAAGCCAGUCCCUAAAUAGAAUUACAGAAGUACAGGAGGACCCAAGUAACACUCAAACAUUGGUUGUAUCGACAACCUUGCUGAGCAUGCCGGGAUCGUUGACACCUAAGGUAAAAAGCGUAGGCGCAAAGAUAUUCAACGGUUUAAGCCGAUCGUCGAAGAAACCUCAAGAGAAAACAAAAAACUACGAUGAGAAACUGCGAAUGUCACGAAGAGAUUCUGCCGGCAGAAGCUUAGAUAGAGACAUCGAGUGCAAUAAGUUAGAAAAAUGCGGAAUUAGAAAAAUAAGGAUGCUGGGAAAGUAUUUCCACGUGCAAAAGAAAAUUUGCAUCCCGUUGGCCGGUCUCUUCAGAAGAAACGGCUUGUACAAGGCGCAAUCUUGUAGCUCAUUGACCAAAGACAGAAUCUUAACGAACCCGAAUUUACUGCAGACCAGAAGUAGACCAGUUAGCUGUAUCAAAAGUGACGGUGACAUUAAUCAAAACGAACCACUCAAACCUUUUCCAGAAUCAAACAAGAAUGUCCUUGAUAGUGUCUGUAGCGAACUCAAGGACAUAUGCACGGUUCACGUGCAUAUCGGACAAGCGUCUAAGUGUAGUUUUUGUUGAAGCGUCCCAAAUGGUUACCAAAGCUGUAUUGGGUGUUUUUCUGUGUGAAAACUGUUACUAAAAACGUCUGUUGAUCAUCAAAGAGUCUGACAAUGUUACAAAAACCCGAAGUUUAAUAUUAAUAACUGUUUUUCAAUGUAAGAGUUAAAGUUAAAACUGUUUUAACCAAGUUAUCAAACAGUGUAGGAAACAGAGGUUGAACCUUGCAAAAUGGACACAAGUCCGCUUUUAUUUUUUUCUGUUAUAUCAAGGGGUGCUUAUUAUAAGACUAACUUUUUCUGAAAAAACUUCCCCCCGGAACCCCCCUUUUCACCCCUUUAAAGGGAGUAAUUUGUGGUUUUUGCGGAACGUAGCCCUUCCUGUACCUUUUACAAAAUUUUUUUUAUAGAAAUAUGAAGAGGACUAUAUUUUCUACGAUUUAUUUCCCGACAGCAUAUUUCUAUCAUCCCCCGUUUAGCGGGGGUGGUGCCCCAAAGUUGACAAGUUUUUAAAAAAGAUGUUUUUAAAAAAAAUAUAUUUUUCCCUAACUGUAACAGAAAUUAAGAAGAAAUUCUCCGGCAAUUAUUCACAAAUAAGUGACUGAUUUUUGGUAUAGGUAUCACUUAAGGGUAAUUGCCCUAUUUUUAAUUACAGGGUGUUACAUUUUAAAAAACCCCUUUUUAUACCAUCUGAACCGUUUAUGCUAGAGUAAAAAGACUUUCAGCGAUUACCCAUGUACUGGUGCUAUUUACAAAUUUGUAUAAUGCACCCCCAUUUUUUUCGCGGAACCACCCCCCAAAAAAAAAGAAAUAAAGUGAUUUUCUUGGAAUCCUUCACACACAAUGCCCUUUAUUAAUAUGCUUCAUAUAUCAUUUUGUGUACGUUAUUAUUACUCAUGCAUGGAUACCAAAAGCGAUUUCAUAGUACAACCCCUGUAGCCAAAAAAAAAAAAAUAAAAUGGGGGGUUGAAAUUUUUUUUGUUUUUUGCUUUUUGAUCCAUAUGGCCAUAUGCUUCAUCAAUAGUGCUUUUCAAAAAUAUAUAUGGUUAUUGCAACAUCCCUGCGGAAACCACCCCUAUCCUUGAAAAUAUACUGCAGAAACUACCCCUAUCCCUUGGCGAGGAUGUUUUUACGAUUCUCUCAUUACCUAUGCAUUAUUUUUAAACAAAACUUAUAAGGUUAAAGACCACUAUUUACUCUAAAAAUUAGGUCCUAUUCAUUUUUUUCGUAUAAGCAACCGUUACGGCACAGUGGCGCCGUAAACCUCAUAUAUGCUUUGGCGGGCUCCAGUUUUUGUUUUUUUUUUCGUCAUCUGUUAGUUUUAUUGAUGAAGUACUUAUGUAAAAUAAACCAACAGUGUAACCUACAAAUUAUGACCUAUGCACAUUUUACAAUCUUUGCGCCCCAAAGCCACAGUGGUGGCCCAAAAUCAAUUUUUGCAUAUUUUCGCCACCUACACGCAUUUUAUUGCAUUAAUGCUACCUUAAAAGCACAAUAUACCUUAAUAGCGAAUCCAGGAAGGGGUGAUGGGGGUGAUCACCCCUCCCUCUCAAACCAAGUGAUAUUAUAUUUAAAGAUUAUAAAAAUAUUCAUUUAUUUUUAUAGAAAUACUUAUAUUAUAUUAUUAUUUUUAUAAAAAUGGCGUACUUUUUAUGCUUUAGUGAUAGUGGCGGAUUCAGCAUCGUUAAGAGUGGGGUGCCAAUUGGUUAAAUUUCUAUAAAAAUAAAUGAAUAUUUUUAUAUAAUAUCACUUGGUUUGAGAGGGGGGGGGGUGAUCGCCCCCAUCACCUGGAUCCGCUAGUGCUUAGCGACCACUUAAGGGUGAAUAUAGUUCUAUUAAGGUAGCAUUAAGGCAAUAAAAUGCGUGUAGGUGGCGAAAAUAUGCAAAAAUUGAUUUUGGGCCACCACUGUGGCUUUGGGGCGCAAAGAUUGUAAAAUGUGCAUAGGUCAUAAUUUGUAGGUUACACUGUGUUGUUUUAUUUUACAUAAGUACUUUAUCAAUAAAACGAACAGAUGACGAAAAAAAAAAACAAAAACUGGAGCCCGCCAAAGCAUAUAUGAGGUUUACGUCGCCACUGUGCCGUAACGGUUGCUUAAGACCUAAUUUUUAGAGUAAAUAGUGGUCUUUAACCUUGUAUAAGUUUUGUUUAAAAAGAAUGCAUAGGUAAUAAGAAAAUCGUAAAAAUAUGCUCGCCAAGGGAUAGGGGUAGUUUCUGCAGUAUAUUUUCAAGGAUAGGGGUGGUUUCCGCAAGGAUGUUGCAAUAACCAUAUAUAUUUUUGAAAAGCACUACUGAUGAAGCAUAUGCCCAUGUGGAUCAAAAAGCAAAAAACAAAAAAAAAUUUCAACCCCCCAUUUUAUUUAUUUUUUUUGGCUACGGGGGUUGCACUAGGAAAUCGCUUUUGGUGUCCAUGGAUGGGUAAUAAUAACGUGUACAAAAUGAUAUAUGAAGCAUAUUAAUAAAGGGCAUUGUGUGUGAAGGAUUCCAAGAAAAUCACUUUAUUUAUUAAUUCUUCUUUUUUUUGGGGUGGUUCCGGGGAAAAUGGGGGUGCAUUAUACAAAUUUGUAAAUAGCACCAGUACAUGGGUAAUCGCUGAAAGUCUUUUUACUCUAGCAUAAACGGUUCAGAUGGUAUAAAAAGGGGGUUUUUUAAAAUGUAACACCCUGUAAUUAAAAAAAGGGCAAUUACCCUUAAGUGAAACCUAUACCAAAAAUCAAUCAAUUAUUUGUGAAUAAUUGCAGCAGGAUUCAUUCUUAAUUUCCGUUACAGUUAGGGAAAAAUAUAUUUUUUUUAAAACAUCUUUUUUAAAAACUUGUCAACUUUGGGGCGCCACCCCCGCUUAAUGGUGGAUGAUAGACAGAUGCUGUCGGAAAAUAAAUCGUAGAAAAUAUAGUCCUCUUCAUAUUUCUAUAAAAAUUUUUUUUGUAAAAGGUACAGGAAAGGCUACGUUCCGCAAAAACUACAAAUUACCCCCUUUAAAGGGGUGAAAAGAGGGGUUCCGGGGCGAAAUUUUUUCAGAAAAAGUUGGUCUUAUAAUAAGCACCCCUUGAUAUACCAGAAAAAAAAUAAAACCGGACUUGUGUCCAUUUUGCAAGAUUCAACCUUUGUUUCCUACACUAUAAGAAAUCUCCGAUAUUUACAGCGUCGUUUAUAAAGAACAGCUGUUAUUUUACCUUCAAAAUACAUAGAGACUAAAAUUUGUAAAAAUAAUUCAGUAGUAUACACUUUAAUACAACGCUUUAGCCGUUUUCACAUACAUUCUGUACCAGUGUUUCCCAACCUUUUUUAUGCCAUGCCCCACCUUAGCCUCAUUAAUUUUAGGUAAAAUUAUAUUUAUAAAACUUCUAACAGUACGUAUAUAUUUAUCUUGAUUAUAGAUUUACUCCCAAGUUAUUAAGUAAAAGAAAUAUUUGUUGUAGAAUCUGAAGGUAAAGUAACAACAACUAUUUUCAAACCACUCUGUAUAUAAGUAAGACAGUAUUGUCAAAAUGAUCUCUAAGAAAUCCCCUUUGGGAUUCACUAGUAAAUGAACUGUGUUUAUAUUUAUUUAUUUUACAAAAUAACUAAUUUUAUAAAAUUUACAAAGAUCUUUAAUUUAAUAUACAUCUAAGAUUAUUUCAAGACGGGAUAAAAGAUUACUUCUUGCUCAGUCUUCAAACAUUUUGUAAAAAGAGGCAAAUCAAGCAAUUUUAUUUCUUUUUGAUUAAUCACUCACUGUACAUUUUACUAUACACUUUAUUAACCAAGCCUUCUAAUUUUCUUCUAUUCUAUGUCGUUCGAUUUUAUUUUAAAACAAAUAUUAAUAUUUAUAAAAAUCUUAUACUUAAUCUAAACUUAUUUUAUUCUACGAGGCAUAUUUUUAAAGUAAGUAAUAUUUUAAAGAAAACGGAUGGGUUUCUUAACCCGUUCAGUGCCAACACCGACAGUGUGUCGGCACGAGGGUUUCAUCAAGAGUUCCGAUGACGCACGAGUAUCGGCGGUGGUAUUUCGUUACUAAAUGAACCUAUUUACGUGGUAUCAGCCAUCUAGUGUUUGUUGAAAAUGGGCAUCGAACGUGUUAAUGAUCAUUUAUUCUUCAAUGGACAGCCUAAGUCUGACGUCACAAAUGUCACAAAAUUGGGAGGAGCUUAUAUUGACUCCAAACAAUUUUGUUUGUAACGUUAAAUGGUCGUAAGGAAUUUUUCAUUUAUGUGCUUUGUGUGGCAAAAUAAGAUGUGGCAUUUAGAUAUUUCGUUAAAGAAAUAAUUAAGAGAUUUCUAUUCGUUUUUGCUCAGGUGGUUUUUAUUCCUUAGUGGUUGAAAAUAAACAUAACCUCAAAACUGUUUACGUUCUAAUCAUUGCAUUAAAUUUACUUACCUGGACAGAAACGAAUAAAAAUCUAUUAAUUGACACGUUUCUUUAACUAAAUACCUAAAUGAAAAGUCUUAUUUUGUCACACAAACCACGUAAACAAUAAAUUAAAAAUUCCUUAUGAGUGUUUAACAUUAUAAACAAAAUUGUUUGGAGUCACAUAUAAGCUCCUUCCAAUUUUGUGACGUUAAGACUUAGGAUGUUCAUUACUCAUCGAUCGUUUUGUUUGGACUCGACAGCCUCAAAGAUGAAUUUUUCCAUCUUAAAGACACUUUAUUUGGAACAGUUACUCUAAUUCGGUAGUCCACAACCCAUCCAUCGACAAUUUUAAGGCCUCCAGACAUCCAGGGCCUUGAAUUCAGGGUUUAGUCCUCCUGUAUAUGUUGUUUUCCUUCCGUAUGUUCGGUUCAUCAUAGACAUAAUAAGCAAAAUCAUCAAAGAAAGCAUCAAGCCUUCAGCCAUCAAAGAAAGCAUCAAGCCUGAUAUGGCCUUUCCGACCACAUCAAUUGCUCCUCAAAAAAUAAUUAUUUUUGAUUCCGAAAAAGGACGGAACGGUCAGAGGCAUUUUAACCGAUUCCAAAGAAACUUUAACUCAAUCGAAUGGUUUCUUCUUAUAAAUAUCAAUGCUUACUUUAAAAAUAUACCAUAAAUUUUAUACUUGGUUGUUGUACUCUUUGAUAAAGACAAAAGAAUCGUCACAUAGAUAUCACCUAUUGUUUGUUGUUGAACUUUUUAGAUUCCUUUAUACUAUAUUGUCGUUCCUUUUUUCUCUCUUUAUAAUUAUUGUUGGUUUAUUUACCGAGGUGUUCAGUUUAUUAUACUUUAUUGAAGCAUAAAAUAAUCGAUGUGAAUGUUGUUAACCCAAAAAUCGUAUACAUAAACUAACUUAUUUUAAUUUAGGUUAUUUAUAAAUAAAUUAUUUCGAAAGCGUG
Messenger RNA from Diabrotica virgifera virgifera (western corn rootworm), 8237 nucleotides. Its product is annotated as SNF-related serine/threonine-protein kinase-like. Gene Ontology annotation, molecular function: ATP binding; protein serine/threonine kinase activity; tau-protein kinase activity. Bases 367 to 2979 code for a protein of 870 amino acids. Gene Ontology annotation, biological process: microtubule cytoskeleton organization; intracellular signal transduction; protein phosphorylation. Gene Ontology annotation, cellular component: cytoplasm. The transcript has 11 exons. The record is from RefSeq and is a predicted model, not a curated record. Lineage: Eukaryota; Metazoa; Arthropoda; Insecta; Coleoptera; Chrysomelidae.